Macrobrachium nipponense is the source of this 4378-nucleotide messenger RNA. Its product is annotated as discoidin domain-containing receptor 2-like. Gene Ontology annotation, cellular component: plasma membrane; signaling receptor complex. Gene Ontology annotation, biological process: cell surface receptor protein tyrosine kinase signaling pathway; positive regulation of neuron projection development; multicellular organism development. Gene Ontology annotation, molecular function: ATP binding; protein tyrosine kinase collagen receptor activity; collagen binding. NCBI's taxonomy places the organism in Eukaryota, Metazoa, Arthropoda, Malacostraca, Decapoda, Palaemonidae. The coding region runs from base 1077 to 4016 and encodes 979 amino acids. The record is from RefSeq and is a predicted model, not a curated record. The transcript is spliced from 17 exons.
GUCGGUGGCGGGAAAAGGGUGUGUGCUGUGUGUCCGUCGCUACCACUUUUACGUUUUCUUUAAGUGCAGGGAUAACUAUUUUGGUGUUUUUAUCGCUCGGUAUUCGUUAGAUUGUUGUGGAAGUUUGUGAUUGGGAAAUGUUCUGUAGACUUUCAAUAAAAUGACUUCUAUGGAAGAUGAGGUGUGCCAUAAAACAGGUGUGAUUUGCUCGAUUUUAAAAGACUGAUAAAGACUGGAAAGUGCGGAACCUACUCCAUGAAGUUCAGUUGUGAAUAAUCAUUUUCUUCUAAUCAUUUUCAGUGACGAAAAAGUGCCGUUGUGUAAUACAGUACUCGGAGAUGUAGAAGCGCACGAGAUGAAGUGACUCGGUUCGAUAGGAUGCCCAUAAUGACGUCAGUGUCCCCUCCAGUGCGACCCCCCUCGACGAUUCAUGUGCUCAGAGACGUUACCACUGGUGCCUCCACGCUCACUCUAUAGUGUAUGCGUGUUUUUUUUCCGUUCAGCAGACGUUGUCCCUCGACUCGACCAUUCCGUAGAGUAGGGGGGAAAUACUCCCCUCUAUAGAUUGCCCCUGUUGCCCCUCAGGAGUGUUACCCUUAUCCCACCAGAAGGAAGAAAAAUAGGGAAGCCAUCAUUCGGCGUCUUUAAGGGCCCCUUGGGACUCUGCGGUAGGGCCUGACGGGAGCCAUGACUAACUGCUAAAGAAAGGAAAUUUUGGGGGGAUUUGGAAGACAGUGAAAAGGUCUUGGAAAGGGGCGGGGUCUCUGGUUGGAGCCGGUUUCCCCUUUGGUGGCUCGUGAAGAGGGGAACGGAUAGGCAAGGACAUGACGAGUCGCUGUUGAUUGUCCUCAUUAAUCCCUGGUGAUUAUUUUGUGGAAGAGAGGUGGCCGGGUGUGCAGCGCAUCCCCCGGGAGUGAGGAAAGGAGGAUCAGAGGAGGAGAUGAUGCAUGACCUGUGAGGAGGAGGAGGAGGAGUGUCUGGGGUUCACGGGGUUACAGGUGGCUCCUCAGGAAGCCAUGUGCGAUUGCUAAUAGGGAGGCGAAGUGUUCCUGAGAGGCCCCGGGAUUCGCGAGGCCAUGGAGCGAGAGGUCGAGCGGUGGUCUGCCUCCGAAGGCCUCUCCCACCUCCCUCGCUACCUCUUGAUGGCUGUGGUGCUCUCCGUGGUUCUCCCUCAUCAUGGCGCCCAGGGGCUCUGGACGGGAGAUUGUGAUAAGGCCCUGGGUAUGGAGUCAAUGGAGAUCCCAGAUGAGGCCAUUACUGCGUCCUCCGUUCACGACCAUAUCGUAGGACCCCACAAUGCAAGAGUUCGCACCGACAGAGAAGGUGGCGCCUGGUGCCCGAAGGGUCAGCUCAAUGAGACCUCCAGGGAAUAUUUGGAGGUGGACCUCGGAGGCGUGCACGUGGUCACCGAGACCGGGACUCAAGGGCGUUUCGGCAACGGCAAAGGGCUCGAGUACACCGAGUCAUACCGCAUUGAAUAUUGGAGACCUGGUUUGUCGGACUUCAUGAGAUACACCGACGGCUAUGGGAAUCAGACUUUUCGUGGGAAUGUGAACACCUACUUGGAACGCAGGAACAAGCUGUCGCCUCCUCUGAUGGCCAGUAAGCUUCGCUUCAUUCCAGUAACUUCUCAUCCAAGGACCAUCUGCCUCAGGGUUGAGAUCUAUGGAUGCAACACUACUGGAGGCGUCGUAAGCUACAGCACCAUAGAUGGCGGCACGAGGGAUCCAGGAUUUCUUUUGGGAGACGAUUCAUAUGACGGUCUCAAUGGGCCCGGUCUCCUCCGCCACGGCGUAGGCCAGUUAUACGACGGCGAACUCGGCAGGCCCCUUAACAACCUGCAGUUGCAGGCCUACGGCAGAGGCAAAGGUUGGGAAUGGGUCGGCUGGUCAUCCAAGCAACUAGAAGACAAACCCAUCAAGAUCAUCUUCACCUUCGACACCAUGAGGAAUUUCUCAAGCAUUACCUUCUAUGUUUUCUCGGCUCCCGAGGACGAUUUUAAGGUACCAACGAAGGCCGAGAUAUUUUUCGGAGAGGACGAGUCUCACUAUCACAAGCAGCCCCUGAGUUCGACAUCGACCUGGCCUGAAAACCUCCCCGUUGGAGGUCACAAUAUAACCCUUGACCUCAGACAUCGAACGGGGAAAGUCCUCAAGGUUUUCCUUCACUUCACCGGCCCAUGGCUGGCUAUCAGUGAAGUCUACUUUGAGAGUGAGCCGUGUGUCUGUAACCUAACGGACUGGACAGAUGGCGAGACCUCCUCUCCAGCAGAACACACAGCAGGUCGACGCGACGAUUCCAGAGACGUUUCAGCAGUUUCUGCAGUGCACGCCCAUACCCGCGCCUACAUGGGCGUGGUCAUUGGCUUUGUAGUGGCCGUGUUCUUGCUGGUAGCAGCCGGUUUGCUCAUCUACGUGAGGCGCCUCAGGAAGAAGAAGUCGUCGCCUCACGUGCUCAAGAGUCCCCUCUCCGACACUGCCAGCGUCGCCUUCGACAUGAAGAGCCUCCGGCUGGCCACGAGCUACUCGGGCGCUGGUGCUGCCAUGUACGGCCCCGUCGCUGUGCCUGACGAAGAGGGUUCCCUCUACCACGAACCUUACAAGACGCCACUCUUCAGUGCCUCCGAAUACAGCGUCGCCACCAUUGGGAGACACUUCAGCGAUUUCAGCAAAGAGAGUGCUGCAACACCCGCCCACCAGAGCAACGGCAGUGGUGUCGUGGGCGGAGAAUACGCAGUGCCUAUCCUCUCCACGCCCCCACCACAGUUCAACACCAAUGCCAGCACCCCGUUCAGUACAACGCCCAUCAGCGCACCACCCACGCCCUUCACGCAUGCUACAACUCCCCAUUCUGCCUCAUCUACGCCUUUCAGCACUUCAGGCCCAGUACCUCCUACAACUCUUCCUCCAAAUGGGUUUCCAUCUAUGAUGAGACUGUGUCCUGCCCCGCCCCCGCCGCCAGUACCCCCACCACCUGAGAAAUACCUCACACCACCUGUUAUUUGUAAGGGCGUAAGCGUGGUGGGUCCUUGCGGCCUCACCCAGUACCGAAUAGAGGGCAUGAGUACCCUGAAGGCCAGGAGCCCGAGGGAAGUGCCCCGACAAGCAAUCCACUUCGGAGACAAACUCGGAGAAGGAGAUUUUGGAACUGUUCAUUUAGGUGAUGUGGCAGGAAUUGGAGAAUUGGUUGACGCCACAGGGACGCUCACCAGUAUGAACGGCGUGGGCGGUAGACAGGCGGUUCUAGCCACAGUCAGCCAGGAUGCUUCACCCGAGGUGCGCGAGGACUGUUGGCGCGAAGCCCAACUUCUGGCUACCCUUUCCGACCCUAAUCUGGCGGGACUUAUCGGUGUCGUCAGCCGGGAUGAGCCCCUCACGAUCCUUCUGGAGUACCUGCCCCUGGGAGAUCUCAACCAAUUCCUCAGGAGGCACGUUCCAGACACAACUACCCCGAGGCUGAAUCAUAUGAGACCUAUCAGUUAUGGGUCGAUCAUCUACAUGGCGACGCAAGUGGCCUCUGGUAUGAAGUACCUGGAAUCUCAUAACAUCACACACCGUGAUCUUGCGACAAGAAAUGUGGUUGUCGGUCCUGGCCAUCUUGUCAAGAUCAGCUGCAUCGGAUCGUGCAGAUCGUUAUACGCUGGUGACUAUUACACAACAGAGGAACACAUUAGUCCUCUGCCUAUCCGGUGGAUGAGCUGGGAAGCUCUCUUCCUGGGUAACUUCAGCAGUCGAAGUGACGUGUGGUCGUUCGGAGUAACGCUUUGGGAGAUGCUCACCCUGGGAAGGCAGACGCCCUACGAAAGGCUCUCUGACGAAGGAGUCAUUGAGAACUUAGCUCAUUUCUACCACGACGACGGUGGAGAGAUGUUCCCAACUCAACCGGCUCUGUGCCCUCGGGAGAUCUACGACCUCAUGAAGGAGUGCUGGAGACGCAACGAGGCCGACAGGCCCAACUUCAGGGACAUUCACGUGUUCCUCCAGCGGAAGAAUCAAGGAUACUCGCCCGAGGCGUGAAGGAUGCGGUGGGUGACUAUAUAUGGAAACUCCUUGGAUGACAUCAUCUUAACAAGGAUCGGGUGAAAGCACCGUUCCAAAGGAGAGGAAUGGUACGAAGACGAGAUUGCUUUCAGAAAGCAGACUGAAAAUAAGCUGAAAGAUUUUAUGGAUCUCAUGGCAUAGAUUUAUAUAUAGAUUAAAAAUGUGAUAUGAAGUGUUCGUUGGAAGCAGAAGUGUUACAACUCCUCAACAAGAUCGCCUUACCGAAGUGUAACAUUAACCACUGAAAUGGAUUCUGCUUAAGGAAGUGCUAAACUGAUUUUGAAAUAUUUUAUGGUUUCAUUCAUACACACGCACAUUUUACACACACACACACACAC